This is a messenger RNA of Orussus abietinus, 3508 nucleotides long. It is a transcript of the gene Gpat4, whose product is annotated as glycerol-3-phosphate acyltransferase 3. Gene Ontology annotation, molecular function: glycerol-3-phosphate O-acyltransferase activity. The record is from RefSeq and is a predicted model, not a curated record. Gene Ontology annotation, cellular component: endoplasmic reticulum. Bases 22 to 1539 code for a protein of 505 amino acids. The transcript is spliced from 9 exons. Gene Ontology annotation, biological process: triglyceride biosynthetic process. NCBI's taxonomy places the organism in Eukaryota, Metazoa, Arthropoda, Insecta, Hymenoptera, Orussidae.
CUGAGGCGGACAGUGAGGAAAAUGGCGUCGAUAUGGACGGUCGUUUCCUUCGCGUUCUCGCUACUCCUGACGCCGUUUCUCACGUUCUUACUCGCAAUCAUUUUCCUUGCGUCAAUUGGCAAAUCGCUCGGAGUUCGGAGGCUCUACGUGAAACUACUCCUCGCGCUGUUCGAGCUUGGAAGACAAAAUAUAGAAAAAGUUAGAAAACAAAAUGGUACAUGGGAUCAACGACAGGGUGAAAGUGAAGAUGAAGGGGGUGGAUCUCCAACAAUCAUGGAGAAUUGUAAUCCUAAUGGUGUGGUCCAAAAAAAGAAAAAAUUGCAAAACGGAGUUCUCGGAAAUUCUGUAAUUGCUCGAUCGAAGGACCUCAUUUUAUUACCAGAGCCUGAUGGUCACAACUGCAAAAACCAUACCGAUAACGAAAAUUUACAAAAAUCUAAUCUCAGUACAGAGAAGACAGACUGUAGUAAAGAGAAUCCUGUGCAUCAAGGAGAUUCUCUUGAGAUACUGAAAAAGGAAUUCGAUCCAGCGAUUGUUUUAGAUUAUAUCAGGGCUGGCGUAGAAGCUAUAAUUGAAGAUGAAGUGACUUCUAGAUUCGAAGCCGAAGAACUCAAGAAUUGGAAUCUCUUAACAAGAACAAACAGGCAGUAUGAGUUUAUCUCAUGGAAACUUACAGUGAUAUGGAUGUGUGGAUUUGUUACAAGAUAUUGCUUUCUACUACCUCUUAGAAUAUUUAUCUGCUUUGUAGGGGUAAUGUGGCUGACUGUAUGUACUGCAGUAGUCGGUUACGUACCGGAAGGUAGCUUCAAAAGAUGGUUGAAUCAAAAAGUGUCAAUCAUGUGCUUUGCAGUAUUAUCCAGCGCUCUUUCUUCCGUCAUUACCUAUCACAAUGUUGAGAAUAGACCUGUGACAGGAAUUUGUGUAGCUAAUCACACUUCUCCUAUAGAUGUACUCGUCCUUAUGUGCGAUAAUUGUUACUCUCUUAUAGGGCAAAGGCACGGUGGUUUUCUAGGAAUUCUCCAAAGGGCUUUAGCAAGAGCGUCUCCUCACAUAUGGUUCGAACGUUCCGAAGUAAAGGAUAGAGAAGCAGUAACGAAAAGGUUAAAAAAACACAUCUCAGAUCCAACGAAUCCACCGAUAUUAAUUUUUCCGGAAGGCACCUGUAUUAAUAACACUUCAGUGAUGCAAUUCAAGAAAGGUAGCUUUGAGGUCGGAGGUGUCAUUUAUCCAGUGGCAAUAAAGUACGACGCAAGGUUUGGCGAUGCGUUCUGGAACAGCAGUAGAUAUUCCAUGCUUCAGUAUUUGUACAUGAUGAUGUCUAGCUGGGCAAUAGUCUGUGAUGUUUGGUACCUUCCUCCCAUGUACAGAAAGGAAGGCGAGAGUGCUAUUGACUUUGCCAACAGAGUGAAGUCCGUAAUAGCAAGACAAGGAGGUCUCGUUGACCUGCAAUGGGACGGACAACUAAAAAGAAUGAAGCCCAAGAAGGAGUGGAGGGAAAAGCAACAGGAAGAAUUUAGUAAACGUCUAAAAGUCGAAUAGACCAUCGCGCAAUUUUCUAGUCAUAAAUUUGUAAUGCAUGUAAAAUGUGUGAUAACUGGUUAAGUUCAAGCGCUGAACCAGGUAUAUCAAUCAUUUUCCGUAAUACUCGAUGUCAAUCACUCGCCAAGAUUUACAAUCAACCCGAGUCUCCUUGCUUCUACAAAUGUGGUCUCGGAACGAAAAAGUGCAGAAAAGUAACCAUUUAAGUAUCUUCAUUCACGUGCUCAAUCAAAACCGGAUUGUUAUGUAAGAACGAAAAAAGAUUAACGAUAUUAAUAAAGCGUAGUAUUUGCGAUUAUGUGCCCAAUCUAAUAGUGUGAAGAAUUUACUUUAACACUGGAAAUAACGGUAUAAAUAAUUUCUUUGACUGAAUAUAUAUAUUUUAUAUAUUUCACAUAAAUUAAAUUAGGUGUGAUUGUAAUGCUAAGCUUAUGUCUGUAUGGGCCACAUUUGCUAGAAACAAGCAUAAUACGCAGUAUCGUUAUAGCGAGUGUAUUAUAUGUCGAUAAAGUGUAUAACGAUACUUGCCGUACAGUCAUCCAUUUUCUAGAUCGAGUAUACAUUUCACUAAAAUGAAAUAGGCUUCAUGUUCGAGUAGAUCUUUUGAUGCACUUUUCAGACCUAGGUAAAAUAUCGCUUAAAAUGAAAAACGAUAGUGACAAUAUUUUACCAUGUUUCUUAAAAUAGGAUUUUCGGACAUUUGAAUAAGGUCAACAAUAUUUGGAUAACUUGUUUCGAAGAUAACGUCAAUAAAAAAGAAAUAGUCUAUAACCAGUUCCUAGUGUUAGAUAUUUUACCUAGAUCUGUUUAAUAAUUACAUAACGGUUUAAAAGCCAUGUGAAAGUCAUGUGGUAUCAAACGUAUCCCAACUUCUCCAGAAAUUGAUUUGGGUGCAGGGAAACUGAUGUUUGUUAUCUAUAUAUUCUAUAUUUAUUAACCUUUUCGAGGAACGACGCAACGGAUAGGGGACACGGUCGUGUUAUCCGAGGGCUUAUGAGAAAUUAAUAGACUUUAGACGUUAAGUUUUGUUACCGCUAGGCCAAAAAUUACCCGAGCGUAUUUUGCUACUUUUAUACUUCAAGGGCUUUUGAGAUCACCAAGUUGACAACCCCUACUCGCUACGAUCUAGGAAGGGUGUGCAUCAUGCCUUUCCAGUUCGCGAGUCCUAUUUUUAGAUUUAUUAUUGUGAUACGUAUCUUCAAGUACAGCUGUGUUGUUCAUUUGACGCUAGAAACUGAACUUUAUCAGUUUUGUGCAACUCUGAAUUUUGUCGGUCCCGUUAUCUAUAAGCGAAUGGAAUUAACAAAUAAAUCUUCCAUAUUUAUUGUCACAUCUCUUGAUAAUUAUUUAUUAUAAAAAUGUAAGAAUUUUCGGGAAUUUCAGUAGAAAACUUAUAAAAAGUGGUACAGCUACUUUUAUCUCUCUAGGCAGUUCAUUAGACCUUUUUUUCAUCUUGUUUUAUCUUGAUUUAUAAAAAUUAAAGAAGUGAAUUAUUAUCAAUGCCAGAAGUUCUUUAUAACGAAUUGUGGGAUACAUUAAUACACAAAAGAAUGAUGAUCGAAGCUUUUCUGAUUGUAUAGAAUUUAUAGACUCUGCUAAUGCACGGUAGUAUCGAAGUUUGUACAUAACAGAAUGUAUACAUAUCUAGAAUGAUUGUAGCUAAAGAUGUAAUACAAACGUAGGUAUAUGCAUGAUUUAAUUUUUGAUGGAUCAAUAGUUUGCCUAAGUGUAGAUAACGCAGUUGUUGAAAGCGCACUUUUUAAAUUUGUUUGUUCUCACACACUUUUGAAAUAUAUCGUGUAUGAGCAGGAGAAUAUAUUUUUAUAUGCUAGCUGUUAAUUAUGAAUGAACCAAACAAACGAAUAUUAUGUACUUCCGUCAUACAAUGUCAGAAUAUUCUAUUUGUAAUAUUACCUAAGCACUAUCAUCACGAUAGUUUAAAUGGAGCAUAAUAAAGCAUCAAAAGGUG